Molecule: messenger RNA, 2872 nt
Organism: Oryzias latipes (Japanese medaka)
Lineage: Eukaryota; Metazoa; Chordata; Actinopteri; Beloniformes; Adrianichthyidae
Source: RefSeq, a predicted model, not a curated record
CCGGAAGAUGUUUUCGACGACAUCCGGGUCGCGUUUAGAAAAUUGGCGGUUGGCUACGCGCAUUGGUGUUAUUUGUCCUUUUCCAGCGAAAUUCCUUUUUACAUUCAAUCUAAAAGUAGAUUAUGUGUUCAUGCAAACCUUUUUGAUUUAACAUAACUUUUUAGCGUUUAUUUAUACUUUAUUUUUGGAUUAAUGGUUUCUUUCAUAAAGGCAAGUCGUUGGCAAAGGGUGAACAUUACUGUUAGCUAAAAAAAAAAAGCUAACUCUUAAUAAUGGCGAAUGCUGCAUUGAUGCAAAAGAAGAAUGGACAACUUCUGUGGUUUUCUCUUCUUGGAUUGGGAUUUCAGCCAGAAAGUGCGGCUUCGUUUGUCGCAGGAAAAGCCAACGUUAAACAUCUCAACAUGGGACCAAAUAUGUUCAAAACACCUAACAAGGAGGCUUUCUACAUUGUGACUCAUUUCCUUCUGGAGAAACUAAACCCGACUCGAUUUCAUGACGCCUAUAGGCAUUGCUGGCCUGUUUUAAACCAAAAAGCUGAUGCUGAGUUCCGGAAAAUUACCUGUGGCUGGUUAAGAGAAAUCUGGGAUGAAACAGCAAAUGCUGGAUCCAAAGUUGUGGCAUCGCUGUUUCUGUCGCCCGGAGGCCCCAAGUUUACCAACUUGAUGCUUCACUUGGCCCAUCACGUCAUGCUGCAGGAAAUGAAAGCAUUCACCACAGAUGACUGUUGGGUUCCCGAGGCUGCAGCAGCUCCAGCCACCAGUUUGGACACAGCAGUAAAAAGGUUCUGCCUGAUCCGCAGACACUUUAUCAAAGCUGCAGUCGAUCAAGACCGUUUUCUCCACGAUUACCAGAAACAAGCCCAGGUUAUUGUGAAAUCUAUAAAGGAGAUCAAAGCAGAAGGGGCCACGUACUAUGAACCACAUGAUUCUACACAUGAUGAAGCUGUUCUAGCUGAGAAGACUAGAAAGGUGCGGUCCUUGUGGUCAGACAUCGAAGGGAUGCUGUUAACCAUUAAAGAAGAGCAGAGUGCAGUUGAAAGUGUUUUGAAUGGCGACGUGGAUCGACAUGUCCUGGACGGAACAAACCAAACCCUCAGAAUUCCUCGCUGCCUUCUGGAAAAAGUUGAGAAGCUCCCACAACAGAUGACUUCAGGGAAUGUGUAUGAAGGCGGGAAACUAAACCUGCUCUGCGUCGUGGAGCUGAUGAACCAUGCUUUGAGGUCCCUGAGAGAGGAGCGGUGUCAGGUCUCCGCAGCCUCCAAGCCACAGAUCAGUGCUCAGCAACUGCAGGAAAAGUGUCGCCAUAUGACCCAUGUGCUGCAGGACCUCUGCCUUAUCAGGCAGAAGAUUUCCAAAGAAGAAAUUCCACAGCUCAGGUUUGCCAUCAAAGAGUUGGAGGCUGACUGGGACAGACGGUGGAUGGAUACUCUGGAAGGGACCCCCCUCAUGUCUUUUCUUAAUAACGAUCCUACUCUUGGUUUCCUGUCUCCUAUGGCCCCCCUGUCUUUCGAACCUGCCGCUGAGUCUGCUUACAGCAGCAGUGUCUUCUCCCAGUUUCCUGCAAAGCUUGUUGGUGAGCAUAGCCGGGUUACGUUUAGUCUGUUUGAGGAGCAUCAGCAUGACAAGCCUCCAGAGAGGGAAUCCCAAGAGCCUGUUAACCCUGGCGUUUAUACUCCCAUCAGCACCAGCAAUGGGACAGCGGAGUCAUCUGAAAGCCCGUCCCCCAGGCCUCCACGGAGAAAAACCUCUUUGGAUUGGCUCGUCGACACUCCCCCAUCUCCCCCUCAAAAGGCUGCCUCACCACCUAUUGCCAGUGUGAAAAAGACCGCUCUUCCGAAAGCUGCUCCUGUAAAGACCCAGACUCAGAUUUUAGACUUGGAGUGCGAUAACCUUGCUGAUCAGCUUGCAGAUGCUGUAGCUUCCUCUGGGCCUUCAGAGGGCAGGGAGAAGGGCUUGGACUUUGAAGCACUUCUGAAAGCUCUUUCCAAGGAUCCUUUCGCCACCAAAAAGCAGCUUCCACGGACACCAGAGAGCCUGAUUAACGAUGUGAAAAGCUCCUGGAGAAGGGCGGUUCAAGAAGACAACGCGAAGAAGAAUUGUCCAGCUGCGAAGCUGAACGACAGCCCGGUCGGGGGAGUCGGUCCCCCGGGUGACACGCGCAGCACCAAGUCUCCCCCUCAGACUGUGACCUCCAAUGCUGGCCCCUCCAUGGAGAUCCGGGACGCUCCCUCUGUCUGCCAACAGGGAGUCUCAUUUCAGGGCAACGUGUCAUGGGACACAAUCGCAGAGGCCCUUGACAGCCCCAGCGGCACAGGCAGCAGCGCCGUCCAGUUCAGCCUCGAGCACGAAACCCUGCCCGAAAUACCGAGUUUGGACAGUCUGGGUCUUGACGAGGAUUACGAUGGUGUAGAUUUGAAAUGUGAGGAGGAUGAAGAGCCGCUCAUCACUUUACCACAGAUUGGAUCAAAGCCUUUUAUUUCACGUCCCCUGGAUCAGAGUCAACGUGCCAACAGCGAGGGGGCAAAGACGACAGAGUGCCUCAUGGGAGACUUCAGUUUGGACAGAGACUGGCUGAUGGGAGCCGAUCCAUCAGAGGAGAAACCCAAAGUUUUUUCUCUGGAUUUAGAUUCAUUGGAGACUCCUUCACCCGCAAAGGAGUACGACCUUCCCAAGCUCAUUUCAUUCUCUCCAAUAAAUGACAUGAACUUUUGACUGAGCCCACAGAAAGGAUUCCUCAUCUCUUACUUUGAUUUUAAUAUGUGAAAUAAAUUUGUACAAAGUUGUAAAAUAAAUUACAUCCAUUUUACUCUUAAGUUUUAACAUUGAUUUUAGAGUUUAAAACGAUUAAUAAAACUAAGAAUUCUUUCAAAUUA